Molecule: messenger RNA, 267 nt
Organism: Lactuca virosa
Lineage: Eukaryota; Viridiplantae; Streptophyta; Magnoliopsida; Asterales; Asteraceae
Source: the annotation of a GenBank genome assembly
AUGUUUCUUUCUUCUUUUGAGAAACAUGGUCAUACCAAAAUUUUAAUUUUAUUCCAUUCAAUCCCACCAGAUUCUUGGUGGGUCAGGCUCAUAAGACUUGAUUGGCAAGGAACAUCGAUGGAGGGACCUAUUCCUUCUACAAUAUCUCUGUUGACAAACUUACAAGAAUUGAAGAUAAAUGAUUUGACUGGACUUAAAAUGGUAAAAUGGUCAUUCAGUCUAGAAAAGCAUUGCUGGGAAGGAAACUUUGGAGAAGGCAGAUCUUGA